UCCUCUUUGAUUCAGUAAGAAAAGAUCCUCCAAGUCUACCACAACACAAACGCCACCAAAAUGCCCGGCGUCGACCCCUCCGUGAUCGCGCCAGAGGACGAAGGGCCUUUAGAAAGGCUUCCCUUCCCUCCCGUCACAAAGCAGCAUAUUUUAAACUGUUCUUAUUCUUCCUGGUACCCAAAAUACCGCACCUCAACCCUCCGAAGUCGCCUCAUCCCACUCACAGCCGCCUUCCUCGACUACUUGCGCGAAGACGGACUCUGGCUCCCAGACGACGAUGACCAACCCUACGAAGAAACAGAAUGGUCAGCCGCAAACGCCGACAAACACGCAGACCCCGAGUUUGAAGCCCAAGCUCAGCCAAACGACGCAUCAGCAUUCGCAGACGUACACAGUGUGAUUAAAUCGACUAUCGCAGAGCUCGGCGGCUCCGUUGUACCCAAGUUAAACUGGUCGGCGCCCAAGGACGCGCUGCACAUGGCGCUGUCGAAGAACUCGAUUGCUUGUCAGACGCCCCAGGAUAUAUAUCUGUUGCUUAAGAGCUCCAUCUUCGUGACUCAUGACUUGGAGCAUGCGUUUGACGAUUGUGCGAAUCCCGAGCAUCCGCCGUUUAUUAGAGACAUCGAAUACUCUCUCGUCCUUCGACCAUACUUCAAGAUCAAUACCUCAUUCGAGUUCCGAGUAUUUGUGCGCGACCGAACUAUUGUGGGGAUUUGUCAGCGUGAGCUGAAGCAUGUCGAUUACAGCCCGGAACUCCUCGACAAAAUACAACCCGAGAUCGAAAACUUUUACGAGAGCAAACUGAAGGACUCGUUCCCGGAUCCGAGUUUCGCUUUCGAUGUAUAUUUGCCCGAACCUCACGACAAGGUCAGGCUCAUUGACAUCAAUCCCUGGGCUCAGCGUACGGACCCAUUGCUGUUCUCCUGGCUUGAAUUACUUAUCAUGUCACUGCCUAAGCCACUUCUGGGACAAGGAGACACCUCGGAGAGCCCGGCGCUGCCGGAAAGGAGUGCCGAAGAGGAAGCGACUGACACGGAAGAUGAAGGCGUUGAGGAGCUGCCUUUCAAGGCGGAGUUCAGGGUGGUGAAGAAGGAUGAUCCAGAAGCUUAUAACUUCGGAACCGCGCCAUACAGUGCGCAUAAGCUUCCGAAGGAAGUCGUGGAGGCGGGUGAAGAGGGAGGGGAGGCUUGGCGAGUUAUUAUGGAGAGGUGGGAGAAGCUGGGGAGAGGGGAGGCGGAUGAUGAUAGUGAUGAUAGCGGUGACCAAAGACACGCUAUAGCUAGAAGAGAACACAAAAGUAAAUGGCUCCUGCUACUAUAUCUUAUCGUUCGGGAGCAGUUUGCCGCACGGUCAGCUCAGUCACGUUUGUGAAGCACUGGAG
This is a messenger RNA of Pseudogymnoascus destructans, 1381 nucleotides long. RefSeq lists its product as uncharacterized. The record is from RefSeq and is a predicted model, not a curated record. Lineage: Eukaryota; Fungi; Ascomycota; Leotiomycetes; Thelebolales; Thelebolaceae. Bases 61 to 1371 code for a protein of 436 amino acids. Gene Ontology annotation, cellular component: cytoplasm. The transcript is spliced from 3 exons.